UGCACUGCAUGCAACGCCGCGAGUUCGAAUAGAUCACCAUGAGUUUAGUGGGCAAAGUUGUAAUUGUCACAGGAGCAAGUUCGGGCAUUGGUGCUACGACGGCAGAGGCUUUUGCUAAAGAAGGUUCCAAAGUGGUGCUCACAGGACGAAAUGAAGCGAAUUUGAAAGCUACCGAAGCGGCCUGUAAAGCUGCCAACAGCAAAGCCGAACUUCUAUUAAUUAUCGCUGAUGUCACAGUUGAUGCGAAACGUAUUAUAAACACAACAAUUGACCGAUUUGGACGACUGGAUGUGCUGGUCAAUAACGCGGGUAUUAUGGAACUUGGCAUUAUCUCGGAAGUUGAUGACAAUCAAUAUGAUCGUGUUUUCGAUACGAAUGUGCGUUCUGUCUACCUUUUAACUAAAUUUGCUGCACCACACUUAAUCAAGACUCAGGGUAAUAUCGUGAAUGUCUCUAGUGUCGCAGGUUUGCGUUCUAAACGUGGUAUGACCACUUAUUGCGCUUCGAAGGCAGCACUGGAUCAAUUCACUAGAUGUUGCGCCUUGGAUUUGGCGCCGCAAAAUGUGCGUGUAAACUCUGUUAAUCCUGGUGUUAUUGCUACCGAUCUUUAUCGAAGUGCGGGUUUCUCGUUGGAGAAAACUCACGACUUUUACGAGGAAGCUAAGGAAUCGCAUCCACUUGGUCGUGUCGGGCAACCAAAGGAGGUAGCCGAUGUUAUUGUUUUCUUAGCUAGUGACAGUUCUAGUUUUAUAACGGGAGCAAUUAUGCCCGUCGACGGUGGCAGACAUGCGCAUUAAAAUGUCGUUUUUUAAUAUUCAUAAAUAAAAGUAAAAUAUAUACAUAUAAUA
Bactrocera dorsalis (oriental fruit fly) is the source of this 848-nucleotide messenger RNA. Its product is annotated as 3-oxoacyl-[acyl-carrier-protein] reductase FabG-like. Lineage: Eukaryota; Metazoa; Arthropoda; Insecta; Diptera; Tephritidae. The coding region runs from base 39 to 797 and encodes 252 amino acids. The transcript is spliced from 2 exons. The record is from RefSeq and is a predicted model, not a curated record.